GCCAUGCCUGGUGGUCAGAAGAGUGAGCUCCGCGCUCCUGAGGAACCCUGCGAGGCCCCAGGUGAAGACCAGGGCCUUGGGGCUGCCCGGGCCACUCCAGCAGGGGAAGAGGAGUCUCCCUCGUCCCCCUUUCCUGUGUCUGGGUGCACUCCACCCAGUGCCCCUGCUGCAGGCACUCCCCAGGAGUCUCAGGGAGCUCCAGCCACUAGUUCCCCUGCUGCAGCAAUUUCCGGGGCAAGUUCUGGUGACGGUGCCCAGAGCCGAGGGGAGGAAAGUCCAAGUUCUCCCCAGGCUCCGUCCUCCUCGGAGAGCUCUGGCAGCGAUCCCCUGGCCAUAAAAGUAGGCAUGUUGGUGCAGGUUCUGCUGUACAAGUAUAGAGUGAAAGAGCCCAUUACAGAGGCAGAAAUGCUGACGAUCAUCGACCAGGAGUACAAGGAGCACUUCCCUGAGAUCCUCAGCAGAACCACUGAGCGCAUGGAGCUGGUCUUUGGCCUUGACCUGAAGAAAGUCGACCCCAGCAACCACUCCUACGUCCUUGUCGCCAAACUGGACCUUCCCAACGAAGGGGGACUGGGCGGUGGCAUGGGCUUUCCCAAGAAUGGGCUCCUGAUGCCUCUCCUGGGUGUGAUCUUCCUGAAUGGCAACCAUGCCUCCGAGGAAAAGAUGUGGGAAUUCCUGAAUAUGUUGGGGAUCUACGCUGGGAGGAGGCACUUCAUCUUUGGGGAGCCCAGGAAGUUCAUCACUGAAGAUUUGGUGCAGCUACAGUACCUGGAGUACCGCCAGGUGCCCGACAGUGAUCCUCCACACUACGAGUUCCUGUGGGGCCCGAGAGCCCACGCUGAGACCACCAAGAUGAAAGUGCUGGAGUUUUGGGCCAAAGUCAAUGAGAUGGACCCAAGUGGCUUCCAGUUUCUGUAUGAAGAGGCUUUGAGAGAGGAGGAAGAACGGGCGCUGGCUGAGCUGCAGCCAGGACCCGCUCCGGGGCCACGUCCAGCAGCUCUUCCCAGCGCUAGGGAGGUCUGA
This is a messenger RNA of Hipposideros armiger (great roundleaf bat), 1023 nucleotides long. It is a transcript of the gene MAGEB17, whose product is annotated as MAGE family member B17. Gene Ontology annotation, biological process: negative regulation of transcription by RNA polymerase II. NCBI's taxonomy places the organism in Eukaryota, Metazoa, Chordata, Mammalia, Chiroptera, Hipposideridae. The coding region runs from base 4 to 1023 and encodes 339 amino acids. The record is from RefSeq and is a predicted model, not a curated record. Gene Ontology annotation, cellular component: nucleus. The transcript has a single exon.